Messenger RNA from Owenia fusiformis, 787 nucleotides. NCBI's taxonomy places the organism in Eukaryota, Metazoa, Annelida, Polychaeta, Sabellida, Oweniidae. The record is from the annotation of a GenBank genome assembly.
GUAAUAAGCCACACCAAGAUAUAUUUUUUAGAAAUCGUAAAUACAUCACAUACAGGCGCGUUUAGUAGGCGUUUUUAUGCAUGACAAAGUUAAAUGAUCAGUUAAGCAUUGUAUUCACAGAAUAAUAUAUUUGAAAAAAAGAUCGGCUUGGCAAUCUUCGAUAUGGCACUUUUGACAAUCAUAUCUGUUUUUGUGUUGAUAUGCGCAGUACCACAACGCGCGUUGGGUCAAGGCUGUAAUUGUGCCUUUGAUCCCGACGGCACCCUCUGUGAAGCAGCUUGCACGUACUACAGCUAUUGUGAAAAUUUCCAAGUCGUCACGGUACAAUGCCAAGAGGGUGAAGUGGUGGAUAUUGAAGUAGGAGGUUGCAACUCGACGGCGAAUGUGGCGCCCCCUUGUGGCGUGUGGCGGGACUGUUCGAAUAAAGCCGAUGGUUACUAUGCCAACGAAGAUGACAACUGUUUUUCCUAUCACUAUUGCUUAAAUGGCCAAUUCAUGAGUAACAAUCUUUGUCCGACUGGGUGUACCAGAAAUGCAACCUACCUAACAAUGCUUAUUUAAACAAAAGAGCACUACAAAUCGUUUUCGGCAUUAUUAAAGUUGGUUCAUCACUAGUGCGUGACCCGUUUGACUACCUCUCUGUACGACAAAAUCCGGUAUUUUACAUGUUCUGUCUUUGGGUUCUUGUUGUUUUUGGUGGCGAGUAAGAGGGGGAGAAACCCCAGGGUUCAAAGAUGACAUACGCUUAUAAUGUAAAUCUGUAUUGAGAUGACAUCGUCGCUGAUUG